Folsomia candida is the source of this 1125-nucleotide messenger RNA. Its product is annotated as gastrula zinc finger protein XlCGF8.2DB-like. Lineage: Eukaryota; Metazoa; Arthropoda; Collembola; Entomobryomorpha; Isotomidae. The record is from RefSeq and is a predicted model, not a curated record. The transcript has a single exon. Bases 1 to 1125 code for a protein of 374 amino acids.
AUGGAGACGCAGCAUAAAUUGCAGAAAGCGACCGUCCCCACAACGGAGAAAGCGGAAAGUGCUCCAAAGAACGGACAACUUCCUCCUCACUCCGUCCAGCCACGGCCAACAGCACGUAGCGACAACCACGUGACCUCAGCUAACAGGGGGUCAUCGAAACCCAAGAAAAUACCGCAAAUCGGCAAUGAGAAAAUCUUCCCAUGCAAAAUAUGCCUUCGCCCAAUCACAAACCCGACCAGUGCUCACGUUCACGCCCGCACCCACCUCAACCCCCACGAGCUGGAACAGUCCUUACUUUUCCGCAAGAAAUGCCCCCACUGCGAAAAAGUGUUCUUCCUUCGUCGCGACUUUACCGACCACGUGAAUGCGCACGAAGGUCGGAAGAACCAUGCCUGCCCCACCUGCAAACAGAAGUUCACCACGAAAGCGCAUUUGACCACGCAUCUCUUCGUCCACCUGAGCCGCGAGGAGCGCGCGGAGGCGCGGCAGGGGUGGCGACACGGCUGCUACUUCUGCAGCAAUCCAUUCCAAAGUCCAUACCACCUCACUCGUCAUCUGCUGACCCACACGACGGAAAAAGUGGGCGGGAGGUGUCCCACUUGUGGAAAAACGUUCACCUCCCAACAUUCUCUGACCAAUCGUCGUUUCUCCCACCUCUCCGAAGACGAGAAGGUCGCCCUCGUGAAGCAGGGUUCGGGUCGGAUGUGCCUCUUCUGUCAGAAGAUAUUCCCCGACAACCGCACAUAUGAAGUCCACCUGGUUUCCCACACGAAGGAGAAACCAUUUCCCUGCGACCAGUGUGGGAAGCAGUUCAGUUUCAAGUCUCACUUAAACAUACACAAACGGAUUCACACUUCGAACCCAAAACGGUUCAAAUGCGACGAAUGUGGUCAAGCGUUUAGUCAGAAACAUCACCUGACCAGACACCAGAAGACGGUGCACCGGAAGUUGAAGGACAUCGCGUGCCUCCAGUGCGGCAAAAUGUUCGGCACGAAGAGUGACAUGGUGACACAUUUGAACAAUAUUCAUCUCAAGAGAAGGCACCCCUGCCCCCAGUGCGGACACACAUUCUCGCAUAAAUCCAGUCUAAGGAGACACUUGAAGAAGAUUCAUCCCCAAGAUUAA